AUGUCGAAUCUAUACAGAGGGGAUUUCAAUUCCAAAAUCGAUUACGUGUUCAAGAUCGUAUUGAUCGGCGAUUCAGCAGUGGGGAAAUCGCAGCUUUUGGCGCGAUAUGCAAGGAAUGAAUUUAGUAUGGACUCAAAAGCCACUAUUGGAGUUGAAUUCCAGACACGAACACUUGAAAUUGAUCACAAAAUUGUCAAGGCUCAGAUUUGGGAUACAGCUGGUCAAGAAAGAUAUAGGGCAGUGACUAGUGCAUAUUACAGAGGUGCAAUGGGGGCGAUGCUGGUCUAUGACAUUACAAAGCGUCAAUCAUUUGAUCACGUGGCUAGGUGGUUGGAUGAGUUGCGAAGUCAUGCUGACAAGAAUAUCGUUAUCAUGCUUAUAGGCAACAAAUCUGAUCUGGGAACCCUUCGAGCUGUACCUGUGGAAGAUGCUAAAGAGUUUGCCCAGAUGGAGAACCUAUUCUUUAUGGAAACAUCAGCCCUUGAGGCAACCAAUGUGGAACCUGCUUUCCUAAAUAUCCUGACUGAGAUUUAUCGCGUUGUCAGCAAGAAAGCCCUUGUGGCCAAUGAGGAAGCAGAAUCUGGAGGAAAUUCAUCUCUUCUGAAAGGAACCAAGAUCGUUGUUCCUGGCCAGGAGCCGGUACCAGCAGAAAGAAAGUCCAGCUGUUGUGGAUAUUCAUAG
Molecule: messenger RNA, 681 nt
Organism: Fraxinus pennsylvanica
Lineage: Eukaryota; Viridiplantae; Streptophyta; Magnoliopsida; Lamiales; Oleaceae
Source: the annotation of a GenBank genome assembly